Messenger RNA from Pimephales promelas (fathead minnow), 2799 nucleotides. RefSeq names its product acyl-coenzyme A thioesterase 9, mitochondrial. Lineage: Eukaryota; Metazoa; Chordata; Actinopteri; Cypriniformes; Leuciscidae. Gene Ontology annotation, cellular component: mitochondrion. The record is from RefSeq and is a predicted model, not a curated record. Gene Ontology annotation, biological process: acyl-CoA metabolic process. Gene Ontology annotation, molecular function: fatty acyl-CoA hydrolase activity.
UAUUAUGCGCUUUUAAUACGGUAAGUACGGUAGUUAACCACACAUACGUCCCAGACCAGGAAGUGAGAAUCAUUGUCAAGAAAGCUUGUACUGUCUAUGUGCAAGAAAGCUUGCAGACAUCGCUGUAAAGCAAGAAGUGAGCUGUUGUAUAUCAUACGAAGUCCGUGUUGUUAUAAAUUGGUUAGUCAAGAACAAGGAAGAUGCUUUCACCGCGGGUCCUGAAGUCCGCAUCGUCCUUAAUGUGCCGAGGGUUUUCCAUGGGUCAAAUGUCAAGGCAGGGGAAGGCACCUGAUAUGGCUGAGGGAAACACAUUUUUACUUGUGAGCAAUGUUCGCAACAGGCUGAGGGAGAUAGUUGGAGCAUCAACCAACUGGAAAGACCAUAAGCAAGCAUUAACUGAGCGUGCAUCACUAAGCCAGUAUCUUGCUCAGAGUCAGGAUGAACUGCCUGCAAAGACAAUGAAGGACAGUGCAAUCGAGGCUCAUCUUCCUCUGGGUACCCAGCCUGCCUUGAGAGAGAAAUAUCUAAACUAUCACAACAGUGUCAGAUUUGGAAGAAUUUUGGAGGACUUGGACAGUUUAGCAGUGCUAAUCUGUUACUCUCACACAUGGAAUAAGGAGCUGGAAAGAUCUCCACUGUCUAUUGUCACCGCCCUAGUGGACAAGAUCGACAUGAGAAAAAACAUCAUCUACCCAGACUGUGACAUCAAGUUCACAGGUCACGUGACAUGGGUUGGCAAAACCUCAAUAGAAGCUAAAAUGCACAUGUCUCAGUAUCACAAUGGGACUUACACAGACGUAUUAGAUGCCACAUUUGUCAUGGUGGCUCGCGAUCCUGAAAACAAAAGGGCAGCUUUUAUAAACCCAUUGAUACCAGAAGGACCAGAAGAAGAGGCCAUUUUUCAACAGGGUGAAAUUAACAAGAAGAGGCGUGUGGAGCUGAGCACAGCCUCUCUUCUUAAAGUGGCCCCUACAGCUGAGGAGAGGACUCUCGUUCACAACCUGUUCCUCAACACUCUAGACUCGAGAACUGUUAGCUUUCGAAGUCGGAUUUUACCGCCUAACUCAGUGUGGAUGGAAGAUGCCAAAAUGAAAGGGCUUGAGAUCUGCCACCCACAAGAAAGAAAUAUCUUUAAUCGGAUAUUUGGUGGAUUUUUGAUGAGAAAGGCUUAUGAACUCGGUUGGGCCAAUGCUUGUGCAUUUGCUGGAUGCAGACCAACGCUGGUGGCUGUCGAUGACAUCUUAUUUCGGAAGCCAGUAGAAAUUGGCUCCUUGCUAUUGCUUUCCUCACAGGUUUGCUACACAGAAGGGAUGCACGUCCAGGUCAGGGUUCACACAGAGGUGCUUGACCCAUUGACCCGGCAGCACAGCACCACCAAUGUGUUUCACUUCACCUUUCAUGUUGAGAAGGAGGUCCCAUCUGUUGUACCACAGAGCUAUGGAGAGUCUAUGCUUUACCUGGAUGGAAAGAGGCACUUUGAUGAGACGAUGAGGACCCAAAUUUGAGCAUUCCAAGAUGUGCUGAUAGGAUGAGAUUCCUGGCAAAGCUACAGUGACAGUCUCAGCUGUGGUUACAUGACCAUUUGUAUGUGUGGAUUCAGCUUUUUUAUUUUAGUUUGCCAUUUUAUAUUUAUAUAUUUUAUUACUCGCCGUAUUUUACAUGAAUGUAAAAUAUUUUUUAGCAAUUUCAAGUUAACAUCGGGAGAGGACAUUUUAGGAAAUGGUGUGUUUAGCUGUUUAAGGGUGUUUUUUUAUGCGGCCAUAUAUCAAUGGUUGUACUGUUGCAACCUAUUUAGUUAUUGAGACUUACAACAGACCAUGUUUUAUUUGCACUAGAAUUACAUUUAUAAGGAAAGAGGACUUUAAAGACUAUUCAACCAAGUGAUUUUGAUUUGAUUGAUUUUGUAGAGUUGCUGAUCUAAAUCCUGCCAGGGCAAUUCAUGAACAACCGAGAUUUAUGCACAAACUCGGAGUAUAAAUCCAGUCUUCCUUUCUUGCUCUCUUCAAAAGGAAAUGAGGAGAUCCUAAACUGGAGAUCAGAUAAGUCCAAAAACUUUACCUUAGACAUCUGUCUUAGAGAGCUCAGUGACAGAAUGGGAAAGAAUCAGGUCUUGCAGUUAUAUCUGCAUUAUGUUUCAGAAUGCUGACAAUAUGGGUAAUAUUAACUUUUGUCAUUAUUAUUAUUAUUGUAAAUGUUAUAAACAACCAUGGAAGUUUGUGAAAAAUGGUAGUUUGGCCCUGCAAUGGACAGUACAGUUAAAACUACAGAUUUAAUAUGGAAAUUAACAUGAUGCCUUUCAUGUACACACUACCUGUGCCAGAAUGAUCAAAAACUGAUAAAUGAAUGCAUGCCAUUUCAAUGUUUUUAAUAUGUUGAUAUGUGUGUAUAUAUAUAUAUAUAUAUAUAUAUAUAUAUUUUUUUUUUUUUUUUAAAUGCUUUUAAUAUUUUAUUCACAUGUAUAAUGCUGCUGCCUUCACAUGCCAUUUUGCAAUUUUGACUUGAGUGGGCAUUCAUGUCCAAUUUUUUAACUAGGAAACUAGUUAACUUUCUGAUAACAUGUCGUAACUACACAGAACCUUAAAUAUCUUUAUCUACAUCUAUAUUGCUUCAUAUAUCACAUGUAUUCUUAUAUUGACUUAUUCCACAAGUAAACGUGUCCAAUAUUAGGUGGAUUACUGAAGUGAGUUGUUGGGGCAAGUGGGGUUGGUUGGCACAUUUUUCUCUCUCUGUUAUAUGUUUCAGUCAUGCUAUAUAUGUUCAAAUAGUCUAACCAGUAACAAUUAAAAGUUUAAGAUCUCA